Acanthoscelides obtectus is the source of this 539-nucleotide messenger RNA. NCBI's taxonomy places the organism in Eukaryota, Metazoa, Arthropoda, Insecta, Coleoptera, Chrysomelidae. The record is from the annotation of a GenBank genome assembly.
UGACAUUGACAGACUAAUCAGUUUCUGUUUUGUUUUAGGCUACACAACAGUCCUAAAUCUUUUAACAAUCAGGAUGUUUUGCCAAAGAGGGAAACUUAUUACAAAACUAGCCUUAGAACAGCCUACAAAAGAAUGGAAGGUACUUGAGACUGUGAAAGAUUCAACUGUUGUAGAGUGUGCAACCAAGAGUGUCGAUAAUGCUUCACAAUGUAUAAUUAACGGUGAAGCUACUUUCAUUGAUAAAAAUAAUAUUGCUUGUGAAAUUGGCCUUAAUAUGGUUGAUGAUAUUCCUGGAUGUGAUCAUGCUUCUCCCAGUUUCUAUGAAUUACAGCCCAUGCGCAAAACCACCAAUGUAAUUGGUAACGCUACCGAUGAAGUUGAUAGUAGUAUGGAUAACGACAUAACACCUGAAAUUGAGUAUGGUCAACGAUGCUGAUGGAAAUGACAGUUCAGCUGUGCAAGACAUUUUUGAUUCUGACGAUACUGAUGAAGACCCAAACUACUUAUCUGAGACAGAAAGCGAGAGUUCAUCACAGAGC